UAAAUAUUUAAUUAAAUUCAAAGCUUGUCUCAAUUAAUUAAUGCACCAUAUCGUUUAAAUGAUAUAUUCGAGCUAUCUGGUUUAAUAUUAGCAUUGUGUCGUGUAAUGUGCAAAGAUUUUACUUGGACAAUUCCAAAAGCCUAAUCACGUGUAUAGUGUAAGUGAAAGAAAAUGUUUUAUAUACAGAGGCCCAGAUUUACAAUGCAUAAAAAAUAUAUAUGUUGGAACAGGAUCUAGUUGCUUCAAAUUUACAAAAUGUUCUGCGUAGAGAGGUUUCGUACGUCAUUUCAUAUGACAUUAGUCACAACGAACAAGUGAACAAUAUAAAGCUCAAUUUGACAGUGUUAGUUUUAUUUCCAGCUUCUGGUUAUGGAUGUUUUUACUAUCUCAGAUUCCUCAGAUAACGAAAGUUGCAAUUCUAAUAAGAGCUUUGAAUUGCCAAUUAUAGUCCAUGUAGAAAGUACUUCAAAAAAUGAAAAUGCUGAUUAUCAAAAAAAUGGAAUUAUAAAAAAGAUAGGUGAUUGUACCCUUACUUUAAGGAAACAUCGAACAUCUGAUGUCAUUGAAAUCAUUGAAGAUAGUGAUGAUGAAAAAACAAACCACCAGAAUGUUAGCUGUUCAGUUAAUGCAAGAGUUCCAUUAUUGUCUUUAAAAAGCAAUAAUGAUAUUCAAACAACAAAAAUUAAUAUAUCUGUAACACCAAACAUUAGAAAAUCAAAUAAUUUGGUAAUUGGAAAUAGUAAAAUCACUGAUAAGAAACAUAUUACACCAAAAAAAUUAGAAGAAAACAUCAUAUCGUUGAUAGAAGAUUCAGACAGCGAUACAGAACCAAUUUCAAGUAAAAAACCCAAGUUAGAACUUAAGAGUAAAUUUAAGGAAGAGAGAACUUUGCCUUUGAUAGCAUCCGUCAAGGAUAAACCUGAAGAAUCAACAAAUCAUGUAGAUAAAAUUAAAAAAAUAAAUGAAGUAUCAACAAUUAAUUCUGUGGUAAAGGUAAAGACAGAAACAAUCAAGGAAAAUGCAGAUUUACGAACUGAAAAAUCAAAUAGUAUUAAUGAGGCUGCAAUUCACAGAAAUGAUGAAGCUUUUAAAAACUUUCUACAAGCAUGUAAAGAAGUUGAAAAUAGUGAUCGAAUGAAUUUAAUAAUUGAGAAAAUUCAAAAGUACCAUAAUAAUGCUCACUCAGAUUACAUUAAAUCGAAUUCAUUUUAUGAUUUAAUUCAACGAUCUAUAGAAUCAAUAAUAAACAGUAAAAAUUAUUAUUUGUAUAUAAAAGAUUUUAUAGAAGAAUUACGGGCCAGAAAAGUGACGUAA
Molecule: messenger RNA, 1314 nt
Organism: Ctenocephalides felis (cat flea)
Lineage: Eukaryota; Metazoa; Arthropoda; Insecta; Siphonaptera; Pulicidae
Exons: 5
Coding region: 370-1314 (314 amino acids)
Source: RefSeq, a predicted model, not a curated record